CAGCAGAGGUGAACGUGGGGGAAGUCGCUCUGCGGUGUCCGGAUGUGGACGUGGCACAGCGCUGCAGCAGUUCCGCUGAAUGUCCGCUUCUGAUACCAAGAAGGGAUUAGCGAGAAACACCCUGGGACGACAUCGGCUUCACAGUUUCACGGCCCCCGGGUUUCACAAUUCGAGCUGAAUAGAGGAUAGCCUUACUAUUUACAACACCUCGGAGUUUUAGGGAUGAACUGAGGAUGAAUGUAAACCAGCACACUCCAAUGGCCUCUCCAUAUGGCCAGCCCCAUCCUGGCUAUGGCCAGCCUGGCUACGCACCCCUGGAUGGAGGAUACCCCUCACCGUAUGCACCCUACAAUGGCCCUGCCUCAACCUACCAGCCUGGGGCUCCUCCACAAGGUUGUUCUCCUUUCACAAGCUUUCCCUCUAAGGCUGUGGCUGCCAACCCAGUCUCUGACCUCUCCUCUCCUCUUGACUUAGGUCCUGUCAGGGGUCCUCCCGCUUCUGGAGCCCCUCCAGUCUCAGCACCUCAGCCGUAUAAUCAGUACAGUCACAGCCAAGCAAACAUGCAGAAUGGACCCCCACUUAUGACGCAGGCACCACCCAGGCCUGCUGUGUCUCAGCCAUACAACCAGGGAGCUGUGAACCUGUCAGGGACACACCCCUCCUAUCCCCAGCACUAUGGUGCCCCACCCACAAUGCAGCAGGUCACAAACCAGAUGACUGGAAUGCAGAUAACCUCGGGACCGCCAACUCCUGCAGGGCCAGGAUAUGCUCCACCUCACAGCUCCCAGCCGCCUGCCAGUACAGCCUACUCAGCUGCACCACCGGCAUCUUUCACCCACACCCCUGCUCCUGCGUCCGCUGCCCCGACCCAGGCACCACCUCCCAGUGGCCCUGCAGCUUCUCAGCAAUACUAUGGAGGCCCACCACCUGCUUCUCAACAGCCAUUCAGCUCUUCUCUUCCCCCUACCUCUCAACAGCAGUUCACCUCUUCUGCACCGCCACCUCCCUCCUCCCAGCAAACUUUUCCCCCCACCUCCUACUCGGGUCCUGUGUCCCCACCCAGCCAAGCCCCUGCUCCCCCAGUGUCCCAGCCACAGCAGGCCUUUCCUCCAUCCCAGCCCCCCUUCUCUUCAGCACCUCCACCUGUCAGCCAGCCUGCCUUUGUGUCUGCCCCCCCUCCACCUGCUCAGGGUUCUUUCCCACCUAGAGCACCUCUCCCUUCCUCUCAGUCUGGGUCUUUCCCUCCUCCUGGUCCUCCUCCAACUUCACUUCCCUCUGGUCAGUAUUCAGGCCCCAUGCCACCACAACAGCAGCCCCCUCCAUCCCAGCCAUCCCCCUACCACUCAGGUCCCCCUCCUCCCAGUGCUCAGAUGCCUCCCACUUCCAUGGCCCAGAGCAACCACCUGCCUCCUGGACCACAGGGCCCACAUGGCCCACCUGGGCCCCUACAUCAGCCUCCGCCUCAGCCCGGCAUGCAGGGAGGAUACCCUCCUCAGCAGAAUGGUGCAUUUGGUCAGGUGAGAGGCCCUCAGCCCGGAUAUGCAGGCCCUUAUCCUGGGCAACCAAACUAUGGAGCUCCUGCACCAGCCCCUGCUCCUGCUCCCCCUGCACAGAAAAGACUUGACCCAGAUGCCAUUCCUAGCCCGCAAGCGUCUGACAUGCCGGCUGUGCAGAAAUCAAGACAUAGAAUAGAUCCAGACGCUAUCCCCAGCCCAAUCCAGGUAAUAGAGGACGACAAAGCUAAGACCACUGAGCCAUUCACCACAGGGGUCAGAGGUCAGGCUCCACCGCUGGUCACCACCAACUUCCAAGUCAAAGACCAAGGGAAUGCCAGUCCCAGGUUUAUCCGCUGUACGGCCUACAAUAUGCCUUGCACAGCCGAUAUGGCCAAGCAGUCUCAGGUGCCACUGGCCGCCGUCAUCAAGCCCCUCGCCACGCUGCCGCCAGAUGAGAGCCCUCCAUACCUAGUGGACCAUGGCGAGGGAGGUCCCAUCCGCUGCAACCGCUGCAAGGCCUACAUGUGUCCAUACAUGCAGUUCAUAGAGGGAGGUCGUCGCUUCCAGUGCGGGUUUUGCAGCUGCGUCUCAGAGGUGCCUCCACAUUACUUCCAGCAUCUGAACCACACUGGUAAAAGGAUGGACUGCUAUGACAGACCAGAGCUUUCACUGGGCAGCUAUGAGUUCUUGGCUACUGUUGACUACUGUAAGAACAACAAGCUUCCCCAGCCUCCAGCCUUCAUCUUCCUUAUCGAUGUGUCCUACAACGCUGUGAAGAGCGGCAUGGUCAGCAUCGUCUGCCAGGAACUCAAGACCCUCCUAGACUAUCUGCCCAGGGAGAAUCCAGAAAUGGACUCUGUGGUGCGAGUGGGUUUUGUCACCUACAACAAGGUUUUGCACUUCUACAACGUGAAGUCGAGCCUGGCUCAGCCCCAGAUGUUGGUGGUUUCAGAUGUAUCAGACAUGUUUGUACCCUUGCUGGACGGUUUCCUGGUUAAUGUCAGUGAGAGCCGGCUAGUUAUUGAGAGUUUACUUGACCAGAUCCCAGAGAUGUUUGCAGACACCAGGGAGACAGAGACUGUCUUUGGACCUGUCAUCCAGGCAGGCCUGGAGGCGCUCAAGGCUGCAGACUGUGCAGGGAAGCUGUUUGUGUUUCACACCUCUCUGCCCAUCGCAGAGGCCCCUGGGAAGCUAAAGAACAGAGAAGACAAGAAGCUUGUUGGGACAGAUAAGGAGAAGUCCCUGUUUCAGCCCCAGGUGGGUUUCUACAACACCCUGGCAAAGGAGUGUGUUGCCCAGGGCUGUUGCGUGGAUCUCUUCCUCUUCCCCAACCAGUAUGUUGACGUUGCCACAUUAGCAGUGGUUCCUGUCUCCACUGGAGGUUCUGUCUACAAAUACACCUACUUCCAGGCUCAGGCGGACAAGGAGCGAUUCCUGAACGACCUCAGACGAGACAUUCAGAAACUAGUAGGGUUUGAUGCUGUCAUGAGGGUGCGAACCAGCACAGGUAUCCGAGCGACUGACUUCUUUGGCUCCUUCUUCAUGAGCAACACCACAGAUGUGGAGCUUGCAGGCCUGGACUGUGACAAGGCCAUCACUGUUGAGUUCAAGCACGAUGAUAAGCUAAGCGAGGAGACAGGGGCACUCAUGCAGUGUGCCGUGCUGUACACCAGCUGCAGCGGCCAAAGGCGUCUCCGCAUCCACAACAUGGCGGUCAACUGCUGCUCUCAGCUGGCUGACCUCUACCGCAACUGUGAGACUGACACAAUCAUCAACUUCUUCUCCAAAUAUGCUUUCCGUGGUGUCCUCAGCAACCCCACGAAGGCGGUCAGAGACACUCUGGUCAAUCAGUGUGCUCAGAUUCUGGCCUGUUAUCGAAAGAACUGUGCAAGCCCCUCAUCGGCCGGUCAGCUGAUCCUCCCAGAAUGCAUGAAGCUGCUGCCGGUUUAUCUUAACUGUGUGCUGAAGAGUGAGGUGCUGCUGCCGGGAGCCGACGUCUCAUUGGACGACCGAGCCUACCUGAGGCAGCUCAUCAGCUGCAUGGAUGUCGCAGAGAGCCACGUCUUCUUCUACCCCCGCCUGCUGCCAGUGACAAAAUUGGAAAGGGGGUCGUUGCCAGUGGCGGUGAGGGACUCAGAGGAGAGGCUGUCUAAAGGUGGAAUUUACCUCCUGGAGAUGGGACUUCACCUCUUCCUGUGGGUGGGAGCCAGCGUUCAGCAGGAACUGCUGCUCAACAUCUUCGGAUCUCCGAGCUUCAGCCAGAUAGACCCGAGCUUGUCAAGUCUGCCAGAGUUGGACAACCCCUUCUCUCAGAGACUCCGAGAGAUCAUCGAGUCCUUCCGAGCUCAGCGAUCACGAUACAUGAAGCUGAUGGUGGUGAAACAGGAAGACAGAUCCGAGCUGAUGUUCAGGCGCUUCUUGGUAGAGGACAAGAGCGCCAGCGGUGGAGCAUCAUAUGUGGACUUCCUGUGUCACAUGCACAAGGAGAUCCGCCAGCUUCUCAGCUAGGCCUACAAAUUCCCACCCUCACUUGUAUGACCCACCCUGGUUCAGCCCUCCUUGUAAAAGAAAGCGCUUUAUUUUCUUUCUUUCUUUUUUUUUUUUUUUUUUUUAAAUCUAAUAAACUAAAGCUCUCCUUGCUGUCUGUCAGUGUCAGAUACCAGCUGACAGAUCUUGUCGUGCGUGUGUGUUUGCGUGCAUGUGUGAGAGAGAGAGAGUGAGUGUGUGUGUGUGUGUGUGUGUGUGUGUGUGUGUGUGAUGUUACCAGAGCUUUACUCUGCCUCAAAUUUACUGCUCCAGUACAGCAGGAGCAAAAUAACUGACGAGGGAGGGUAAUGUAUAUACACAAGUGAACAAUUAUGUAUGCAACAGACUGAGUGAGUGUCAGAGAUGUCUGAUGUUGACUGUAGUCGGUGUCCUGUCCGUAUUACUAGCACUGAAAGGCUGUUCUGGGUGAAUAAUCGACCCUCAGAUAGCAAACACUUUUUAUAUGAUUAAAUCCUAAUAGAGUGAAGGGCAUCUAAAUACUAAGACAUAAAUGGAAUUAAAUAAAUGCUGUUCUUUCUGUCUCUUCUCUCCUUUAAUCAUGGCCUUAGUAUCCCCCCUCCCCAGGCUGUUCCAAUCAUUCAUACUGUGCGUGUGCGUGUUUGUGUUUGCAGAUGUGAGAGGUUUCGUUUAUGGCCCAGUCUCAUUUCCCGGUGUGUCUCCAGGUGUAUGCAUCUGAACUGAACCUCAGAUUUAAAGCUCAAACCGGAGUCCGAUGAGCUUUCACCUACAGAGAGCAUGAAAUGUUACAUCUGGCUUUCGGUGUCCACCCGUUAUCUGAAAAUAGAGGUGCACACGUCUGCUGUGACUGUCAUUACAGUAAAUCAGCAUCAGUUGAGUUUUGUCAAGCACAUGGCUCACAUGUUUGGUCACCGAUGAACCAGAUGUUGCGAUUCCGUUAUGAGAGGGAGCUUUCAUUAGUUCAAAGUCUAUGCAGCAGAGAGGCCAGAUACAAAAUGACAAAAGACAAAAAGAAGGACAGCUGUGAAUGUUUGAUCUUGGCAUCACAGCAGCGGCACCUCCUCACGAUUAGCUUGUGGAUGAUUCUGUCUGUUGAUGACAUAGUGCUGCAGACUUUAUAUUCAUCAAAAUUGUACAAAAUAAAAAACAAAAAAAAAAAAAAGAAGCAAUUUCCAGCAGACAGAAAUGAGCACAGAA
Messenger RNA from Scatophagus argus, 5198 nucleotides. RefSeq names its product SEC24 homolog C, COPII coat complex component (gene sec24c). Bases 234 to 4004 code for a protein of 1256 amino acids. The transcript has 25 exons. Gene Ontology annotation, biological process: intracellular protein transport; COPII-coated vesicle cargo loading; endoplasmic reticulum to Golgi vesicle-mediated transport. Gene Ontology annotation, molecular function: SNARE binding; zinc ion binding. Gene Ontology annotation, cellular component: endoplasmic reticulum exit site; COPII vesicle coat. Lineage: Eukaryota; Metazoa; Chordata; Actinopteri; Scatophagidae. The record is from RefSeq and is a predicted model, not a curated record.